Molecule: messenger RNA, 700 nt
Organism: Bufo bufo (common toad)
Lineage: Eukaryota; Metazoa; Chordata; Amphibia; Anura; Bufonidae
Product: homeobox protein siamois-like
Exons: 4
Coding region: 3-557 (184 amino acids)
Molecular function (GO): DNA binding
Source: RefSeq, a predicted model, not a curated record
UCAUGGGGCUCCCACAAUGUACCCAGAAUAUAAAGAAGGAGACACAGGAAGCUCUUCAUCACUCAGCUAUCCUCCAGCAGACAGUGUGUGAACUAUAUUCUAUGCUAGGAAUUUAUGAAGGAUCCCAGACUGGGAAGAUAAUGGGACAAAACAUAACAAACGUGACAAUCUCUAAGACUAACAAGGAGGACAAACCGAGGAAUCCACUCAAAAGAAAAAAUCCUGACGAUGGACAGAAUGGAUGUAAGAAGCCCAGAGUAGAGACAAUGCCUUCCGGUACCCAAUCCAGAAAGAAAACCAUCUACAGUAAUGAGCAGAUCAAGUUCCUUCAGAACCAGUUUGACUGUAACCCGUAUCCAGAUUUUGUGAGCAAAUGUCGUAUUUCUCAGGUCACAGGGAUCCCAGAACCCAAUAUACAGGUUUGGUUCCAGAACAGAAGAGCAAGAUAUCUCUCAAGAAGAAAUCAAAUCCCGGAAAAGAAGAAACCUACAGCUCAAAUCCUUCUUGAUGUUCAUGAGAAGCUUCCAUCCAUCUCCAUGGAGGAUAUCUGGAUGUAGUGAGAUACUACAUCAAUAGGGACCUCUGUAUUUUAAUCAUGGAGUAUCUAUUUGGGUUCUUAAAAGAGCAGCUUAAAAAGUAUUAAAGUUUUUUGAGUGUUUUAUGGGUCAUCAGUAUCUGACUGUUGGAGGUCUGACUCUUG